Lutra lutra (Eurasian river otter) is the source of this 1200-nucleotide messenger RNA. RefSeq lists its product as uncharacterized. The record is from RefSeq and is a predicted model, not a curated record. NCBI's taxonomy places the organism in Eukaryota, Metazoa, Chordata, Mammalia, Carnivora, Mustelidae. The transcript has a single exon. Gene Ontology annotation, cellular component: nucleus; 90S preribosome. The coding region runs from base 129 to 965 and encodes 278 amino acids.
GCGACGGUGUCUGAAGAGAGACUCCGCGUGCUGGUUGCCCACUCUGGCCUCUUGGCUUGGAGGCAAGGAGCAUAUCUGCCACUGUCCGCUUUCCCUUGGUGGUCCGCUCACAACUAGUCCCACUGGAGAUGGCAGACGACCUUGGAGACGAGUGGUGGGAGGACCAGCCUGCAGGAGCAGCCAGCAGCCCAGAAGCAUCAGGUGGUGAAGGAGGAGGAGACCCAGAAAUGCAGCAGGAGACAGCUCCAGUACCAGCCCUGUCAAAGAAGACCAAACAGCCUAAAGAAUGUUUCUUGAUACAACCAAAGGAAACAAAAGAAGAUGCCACCAAGACAAGGAAGAGAAGAAAGAAGAAAAUUACAGAUGUUCUUGCAAAAUCAGAGCCAAAACCAGGUACCCCUGAAGACCUACAGAAACUGAUGAAGGACUAUUACAGCAGCAAUCGUUCAGUGAUUGAAUUAGAAGAACUAAACCUACCAGACUCCUGUUUCCUCAAGGCCAAUGAUUUGACUCAUAGUCUCUCAUCAUACCUAAAAGAAAUCUGCCCUAAGUGGGUAAAACUUCGGAAAAACCAUAAUGAGAAGAAAUCAGUCCUGAUGUUGAUUAUCUGCAGCUCUGCUGUCCGGGCCUUGGAGCUCAUUAGGUCAAUGACAGCAUUUAGAGGGGACAGCAAAGUUAUGAAAUUAUUUGCAAAACACAUUAAGGUCCAAGAGCAGGUAAAGUUGCUGGAGAAGCGUGUGGUGCACCUGGGCGUAGGAACACCUGGGAGAAUUAAAGAACUCGUUAAACAAGGUGGCCUUAAUUUGAACCCCUUAAAGUUUCUUGUUUUUGACUGGAACUGGAGAGAUCAGAAGUUGAGGAGGAUGAUGGACAUUCCCGAGAUAAGAAAGGAGGUUUUUGAACUUCUGGAAAUGGGAGUCCUCAGUCUAUGCAAGUCUGAAUCUUUGAAGCUCGGCCUUUUCUAAGUCUGGGUCCUAAUGAAAAUUCCAGUUUUUAUGGUGGGAUUUGCAUCUCAUUUAAUAGCUCUGGAAUAUUGCAAGGACUCAGUAAAUAUCAGCUAUUGUUUUAUUAUGUUAACUGGAUCACCCUAUGAAUCACUAGAAAUUUUUGGUGGAGAUUCUUUGACAGAAAUGAAGCUGUCCUUUGCCAACUUCUCUGUAUAAUAAAGUAUCACCAGCUUGUGUAUGAAAAAAAAAAAAA